UCACAGCUUCAUUAGCUGUCCGGCAGGAGCCAGAGAGCUGACGUGCUAAGAUUAACGUCGCUGCGGGACUUUUAAAGAGCGAUCCGGGGCUGCGGGCUUUCUAAGAAAAUCGUGAGCGCCUUGGGAGGAGCGACGCUGUUGGGCGGAACAACAACAGCAAUUAAAGUGCUUCCUGUUGAAUAAGAAACACUCUGUGCUUUGGAACAUCAACGUGUUAUUAAGUAUCAUAGGCAUGCCAACCUCUGUGUUUCCUGCUGAUAAUCACAUUUGAUACUAAAGGGCAGAUUUACUUAAAAUGAACCAAGCAAUGGGCUGUAAACUCUCUGAUGGCAUAGCCCGUUUUGAUAACCUGACUGAUGUUUGAUCCUGAGAGGUUCAUUAUUGGGGAUUAGUUAUUGUACUAAAAGUUAAGAAGGACUGGAUGUUUGACCCGAAUGUGGACCAAUGAGAAUGAGGUUCACAGUGAGAAAGCUGCUGUUCAUUCUGUCCUUAAUAAUAUUGGUGGCAUUAGCAGUGCACCUUGGACAGCAAAUGCUAGAAUGCCAACAAAUUCUUGAUGGAAGUUAUGGCAAAAGAAACCGAGGUGUUAUGAAGCCAGAAAAUGAAGAAUUAGUCAUGGUUGACUUAAAUAAUAUAGAAUACAGAUACAGCAAGGACAUGCCACUCAUAUUUAUAGGUGGAGUACCACGGAGUGGUACAACAUUAAUGAGAGUGAUGCUUGAUGCCCAUCCAGAUGUCCGCUGUGGCGAAGAGACUCGUAUUAUUCCCCGUAUCUUAGCGAUGCGGCAAGCAUGGUCGAAAUCUGGCAGUGAAAAAAUGCGCCUCGAUGAAGCUGGUGUGACGGACCAUGUGAUGGAUUCUGCAGUCCAAGCAUUUAUAUUAGAAAUUAUAGCCAAGCAUGGUGAACCUGCCAAAUUGUUAUGUAAUAAGGACCCGUUUACCUUAAAAUCGUCUGUUUAUCUUUCUAAAUUGUUUCCAAGUUCCAAAUUUCUUUUAAUGAUACGCGAUGGACGUGCCUCUGUACAUUCCAUGAUAACAAGGAAGAUAACAAUAGCAGGCUUUGAUUUAAACAGCUACAGGGACUGCCUCACCAAGUGGAACAAGGCAGUAGAGAUAAUGUACGCCCAGUGCUUGGAAAUUGGCGAGCAAAAGUGCCUUCCAGUCUAUUAUGAACAGUUAGUCCUUCACCCUAAACAAACCAUGCGUUCAAUUAUUGAAUUCUUGGGUAUUCCAUGGAAUGAUGCAGUUCUGCAUCACGAGGAGCUGAUUGGAAAACCUGGAGGUGUGUCACUUUCAAAAACUGAGAAGUCAACAGACCAAGUAAUGAAGCCAGUGAAUCUUGAAGCUUUGUCAAAGUGGGUGGGGAAAUUACCAGCAGAUAUAAUAGACGAUAUGGCUCGUAUUGCCCCCAUGCUUUCAAGGCUUGGGUACGACCCCUUUGCAAACCCACCAAAGUAUGGGAAUCCAGAUGCUAUGGUGCUCAACAACACUCACAGAGUUAUGAAGGGAGAUUUUAAAACACCUAGCAAUUUGAAAGGAUAUGCGAAGGUUCAUCAAAGUAACUCUUCAAACUGGUGAUUUUACAGCAAUUCAGAGAGUGAAUUGUUUUUCCUUUAGAAGCAAGAAGAACCCUCCUUAAAGUUUUCAAAGGAAACUAAAUAUCCAAGCAUAUUGCUUGUCAAACGUUGCCAAACUGUGACUGCCCAGAGCGAAUGUAUUUGCACUUGUUUGUACGCUGGAAUCUUUCCAAUCUCACAGUAAAACAAAUUGAUGUCUCCAGCUUCUCUGAAUUUACUGUGAAAACAAAGUCAUCGGUGGACCUUUUUUCUUGCUGUUGAAUUUGGAAUCCAUGUGGCCGAGCCUUUUUUAUUGAAUUCAAAGUAUUUUUACACCACAUACAAAAAAACAAGGACCUCCAUUGCUUUUGCAUAUGCACAGACAAAUGUGCCACCUUUUAAACACCCAUUUUUAAUCUCAUUUUAAAGUAAGUGUCAAUUUUUUAAACUGGUGUCUCCCAUGUCAUUUUCCAAUUUUUACUAUUAAAAUUUACAUUAUUUUACUCUCACCUGAGAGAUUGUACAGCCAUCCAAAAACUGUAAAAAGAAAUAGGUUGAAGUAUGACAUAUAACUUUACACCAGAAGGGAAUACACACUUUAUUCAGUUAUGUAGCAGAACCCUUCCCUCCUGGUAUGAGGUUUUUUUUUUUUUUUUUUCAUAUAAAGCAUAUGAAUUAAAAUGCCAUAACCACUAAUAUCGAAUGCAGUGUUAUAACUAAAUUCUGGCCUAUAAAAUUUAGUGAGAAGCGGAGCUAGACAAAAGUAACAGAGUGUUUCUACCAUAUUGCUUAUUUUGACCGUUGCAGGUUGAUUUAGUGCAACAAUCCUAAUUGACAAAAAUAGAUUUUUAAAGGGCAACUACUCAUGGUAAGAAGUUGUCCCCAUCCUAGGGAAGCAGGAGAUUAUGGCAUAAUUAAAAAUGGUAAAUUGGGUUUUUUUUUUCUCCUUGACCAAAAAACUCAACAUAAAAAUAUCUUAAAUUGCCUACAAUGAGAAUUGCUUGAAAGCACUUGUUAGGCCCCAGUGGAGCCACCUUGCAUUAUUUGUGUAGGUGGAUUUUUGGAAAACUGCCUUUUCACCCUGUUAACAAAGUUUAGCUCCCUAAUAUGUUAUUUUGGCAUGUCUGCACCCAUUCUACAAAUGGUCCAACUGAAAUGGAUGAAAGGUCAUUUUCUUUAGUCGCAGUAACUUGGUGCUGGAAAAAAGUGUAUCAAAACGAAGCAAAAUAAAUGGUGCACAUCUGUGCCAUGAAAGUGUUAAUCUGGUACGUUAAAUCCAGUUCAUGUCAUUUUCAGUGCUUUAUUUAAGAGUUUGAUAUAUGAUCAGUUAAUGACAGUUUCAUUACAUUAAUCAACCUUAAUAAAGUGAUAAUUCAUACUUGA
Xenopus laevis (African clawed frog) is the source of this 2939-nucleotide messenger RNA. It is a transcript of the gene tpst2.L, whose product is annotated as tyrosylprotein sulfotransferase 2 L homeolog. The record is from RefSeq and is a predicted model, not a curated record. Bases 445 to 1578 code for a protein of 377 amino acids. The transcript is spliced from 8 exons. NCBI's taxonomy places the organism in Eukaryota, Metazoa, Chordata, Amphibia, Anura, Pipidae. Gene Ontology annotation, cellular component: Golgi membrane; Golgi apparatus. Gene Ontology annotation, molecular function: protein-tyrosine sulfotransferase activity; sulfotransferase activity.